AUGAUCUUGACGAACUUCCUGAAAGAUCCCAACUCGGAGCGAAACCGGAAGGUGAACACUUCUGGAGCUCGGUUUAGCGAGAUUUUUCGAAACAACAGCGCAGCUGGUGAGCUUCUUAAGCUGGCGGGCUUUCAGUAUCAACAUCCAAACUUUGUCUAUGGGAAUGAGAACGGGAUCAAUACCGAUGGAGCUCAACGCACCCUGGACUUGGUCCAAGAAGCACAAAGGAACAUUGACCAAACCUGGUCAAACCGUGCUGCUGCCAGCAGUUCUCCUGCCACACCUGCCACGGCAAGUGCUGCCACAGUGAACCCUGUCACACCAGCUGCGGCUUCUACCGCCGCUUCUGCCUCGAACCCUGAAGCUGCCCGACCCUGGGCCCGCACCCAGCCGCCUCCCGGUGCGCCUGCCGCGUGGGUGAGCAUGACACGAGACAUCAAUGAGGAUCCCCCCACCGCGCCGCUCGCCGCGGCGACUCCGGCACACCCGGCAGAGACGCUGCCGCCAGCGAUCGCGCAUCCGGCGGAGUCGGAAGCACGCCCGGCGGCGCCACAGGUGGCACCGCAGCCGCAGGUUCAGGCGCCACAGCCGAGCCAGCCUCAGAUGCACCUGCCAAUUGCACACCCAGCUGAGGCAGCCCCAGCUGGAAGCCCAGAUCACAGAUGGAAAGUUGAGAGAUAUUGUCAGAAGAUCCAAGAAAUUAGGCAUCAGGUUUGGCAACAAUUGCUGUAUAUAUGCAGUUUGUUUUUUUUGCAGGAUGUUGCAGCUUUCACAAAGCUGCUUUUGGUUUUUACUGCAGGCAGAGCCCAGGAAACUGUACUUGUAUUGAUUCAUCAUCGCAGCCCCUCAAGGACGUCACAUUUAUGCAGAGGAUGA
Durusdinium trenchii is the source of this 876-nucleotide messenger RNA. The record is from the annotation of a GenBank genome assembly. Lineage: Eukaryota; Dinophyceae; Suessiales; Symbiodiniaceae.